Messenger RNA from Acipenser ruthenus (sterlet), 921 nucleotides. Its product is annotated as odorant receptor 131-2-like. Lineage: Eukaryota; Metazoa; Chordata; Actinopteri; Acipenseriformes; Acipenseridae. The coding region runs from base 1 to 921 and encodes 306 amino acids. Gene Ontology annotation, cellular component: membrane. The record is from RefSeq and is a predicted model, not a curated record. The transcript has 2 exons.
AUGAACUCUACUGAGGACCCAUCUGACACUACCUUGAACAGCAGCGGAGCCUCAGCUCAAACCAGAGAUACUUUUGACACAGCCGUCGCAAAAAAUGUCAUUAUUGUUUUUCUGUGCAUUUUCAUCAACUACAUCAACGGGACUCUGGUCUUCACAUUCUUUAAGAAUCGAAUGUUUCACGAGGCAUCACGAUACAUCCUGUUCAUUCACAUGGUAAUCAAUGAUAUUAUUCAGUUAACUGUUGCAGUGACAUUAUUUGUAGUGAGUUACAUAUUAUUUAAAAUCAAUGCCUCCUUCUGUUGUUUUCUAUUGUCCGUUGCCAUCUUUGCCAGUAUGAACACUCCUCUGAGUCUCGCAGCGAUGGCUAUUGAGCGUUACGUAGCCAUCUGCAACCCCUUGCGUGCCGUUUCCAUAUUGCCAGAUGUGUUUAUCCUUUUGGCAACAGCGCCAUUAAGCUUCUUCCACUCAUCUGUUUUCUGCGCUCGCGAUUACGUUUUCAGGUCACCUGAUCUAGUUCAGAAGAGAAGCAUUUUACAUGCUGUCUACUUAGCUUUUGUUUGGCUUACUUUAACGUACACUUAUUUCAGAAUCCUGUUUACAGCGAAGGCAGCCACCACGGACGCGACUUCUGCUGCAAAGGCUCGCAACACCAUCCUGCUGCACGGGGUCCAGCUGUUACUGUGCAUGCUAACGUACAUCGGACCUACUCUGGAAUACAGUCUCUUAUAUAUCUUUCCAGGGAAGUCAUUAGAAAUACGAUACUUUAUUUACUUGGUAGUUCAGGUACUGCCCAGGUUCCUGAGUCCCAUGACCUAUGGUGUCAGAGAUCAAAUGUUUAGAAAGUACCUGAAAAGACACUUUUUAUGCAAGACCAUCAAAGAUGGACAGCUUCACCCCAAUAACAAUCACCAGACAUCAUGA